AUGGCUAGAUAUUAUUCCGACGAACUUGGAUUGGAAAGAACCGACCCGUAUUUAUGGAGACUGCGGACUGAUGAACUUGGUCGUGAGAGUUGGGAAUAUCUGUUGCCCGAAGAAGCCUCCAAAGAACCACAGUCAACUUUUACGCAAUGGCUUCUCAAACUCCCAGAGUUUCCUACCCCAGAACCAGAGAUAUACAACGGUGUCGAUGGAUUUACAGCCAAAAAUGCCUAUGAGAACGGUGCUUCUUUUUUCAAGCUUUUGCAAGAUCCUGAAUCGGGUAUAUUCCCUUGUCAGUAUAAGGGCCCCAUGUUCUUAACAAUUGGCUAUGUGGCUGUAAAUUAUGCUGCAGGAAUCGAAAUUCCUAGGCAUGAAAAACUAGAGCUAAUGCGGUACAUUGUAAACACAGCUCAUCCUGUUGAUGGUGGCUGGGGCUUACAUUCAGAGGACAAAUCAACUGUAUUUGGUACUGUCCUGAACUACGUGAAUCUUCGCCUACUGGGGCUCCCAACAGAUCAUCCUGUUUGUACCAGAGCUAGAGAAACUCUGUUGAAAUUAGGAGGGGCCACUGGUGCGCCUCAUUGGGGAAAGGUAUGGCUGAGCAUUUUAAACCUCUAUAAGUGGGAAGGUGUAAAUCCGGCACCUCCGGAAACUUGGAUGCUUCCUUACUGGAUGUCUAUUCAUCCCGGUAGAUGGUGGGUACACACAAGAGGCGUUUAUUUACCUAUCAGUUAUUUAUCCUUGGUUGGAUAUUCUUGUAAACUCGAUCCACUACUAAGAGAGUUGAGAGACGAGAUUUACACAAAACCUUUUCAGAGCAUUGAUUUCAGCCAGAACAGAAACAACGUUUGUGGUGUUGACUUGUAUUAUCCGCAUUCAUCUCUUCUUGAUGUUACUAAUAACGUACUUGUAUUCUAUGAAAAAUAUUUGAGACCAAGAUGGUUGAAAGAAAAAGCCAAAUCAAGAGUCUAUGAUCUCAUCAAAAAAGAGAUUGCAAACACCAACUUUCUAUGUAUCGCUCCAGUCAACCAGGCAUUUUGUGCAUUGGUCACCUUAAUUGAAGAGGGUGCUGAGUCUGAAAAUUUCAAAGGGUUCCAGUAUAGAUUCAAAGACGCAUUGUUUCAUGGUCCACAGGGUAUGACGAUAAUGGGCACAAACGGUGUCCAAACGUGGGACUGUGCUUUCACCAUUCAGUACUUUUUUGUGGCUGGGCUAGCCGAAAGACCAGAAUACCACGAUACCAUAAAGGCUGCUUAUAAGUUCCUUUGCCGUACGCAAUUUGAUACUGAAUGUCUUCCUGGAAGUUUUAGAGAUUCUCGUAUUGGUGCAUGGGGAUUCUCCACAAAGACACAGGGUUACACUGUUUCGGACUGUACAGCAGAGUCUGUGAAGGCAAUAAUUAUGGUGAGAAACUCUCCGUCCUUCGAGUACCUUCUCGACGAAAUAACAGAUCAAAGAUUAUGUAAGGCUAUAGACGUCUUGUUAGACUUGCAGAAUUUAGGAGAGUUCGAGUAUGGGUCCUUUGCAACUUACGAAAAGAUUAAGGCUCCUUUAGCUAUGGAGAAACUGAAUCCAGCUGAGGUUUUUGGAAACAUCAUGGUUGAGUUUCCAUACGUUGAAUGCACGGACUCUUGCGUGCUUGGUCUGACUUACUUUCAUCGCUACUACGAUUAUCGUAAAGAGGAGAUUUCUCGUCGUAUAAAGAUCGCUACUGAUUAUAUCAAAAAAUCGCAGCAGAGUGACGGUGGUUGGUAUGGCUGCUGGGGUAUUUGUUUUACGUAUGCUGGUAUGUUUGCCAUGGAAGCCCUUCAUUCUGUCGGAGAAAAUUAUAGCAACUCUGAGUAUGUCAGAAAAGGUUGUGAUUUCUUUGUUACCAGACAAAUGGAUGAUGGUGGUUGGGGUGAAUCAAUGAAAUCAAGCGAAUUGCACACUUAUGUCAACAGCCAAAGGUCUCUUGUUGUGCAAACCUCGUGGGUUUUGAUUGCACUUCUUUUAGCCAAGUAUCCUAAUAGAAGUGUGAUUGAAUCAGGAAUCAAACUUUUGAAAAACAGACAGCUUUCCUCGGGCGAGUGGGAAUACGAAAGUGUUGAAGGUGUGUUCAACCACUCCUGCGCUAUUGAAUAUCCAAGCUAUAGAUUCCUGUUCCCAAUAAAAGCAUUGGGGCUUUACUGCAAAAUUUAUGGUGACAAUGCACUUUAG
Messenger RNA from Zygotorulaspora mrakii, 2196 nucleotides. It is a transcript of the gene ERG7, whose product is annotated as lanosterol synthase ERG7. Gene Ontology annotation, biological process: triterpenoid biosynthetic process; ergosterol biosynthetic process. Gene Ontology annotation, molecular function: lanosterol synthase activity. The transcript has a single exon. Gene Ontology annotation, cellular component: lipid droplet. Bases 1 to 2196 code for a protein of 731 amino acids. NCBI's taxonomy places the organism in Eukaryota, Fungi, Ascomycota, Saccharomycetes, Saccharomycetales, Saccharomycetaceae. The record is from RefSeq and is a predicted model, not a curated record.